GACUGCAGCCAUGCCGCGGCUCAAAGUCUUGAAAUCCUUUGCGAAGCCCAAGGCUAGAAGCGUUUCUGCACAAGACAGAGGCAAAUUGAUUGCCAGCAUCAACGCCCUCACCACUAAUUGGAGGCAGCGCUUGAAACCAUGGCCAAAGCCUUCGUCGCUACAACCAAUCAGGUUGAUAUCUGACUGCGCCGGAUAUGGCUCCGACCUGAUUGCUUUGCGGCUGCUAGGAUUACGCGCCAGGGUUCAAUGCGUCAUGAUGUCUGAGUGCAACCCUGCAAAGGUGCAUCUGCACCAAGCAGUUGAAGAAGUAUGUGGCUUCGAUGCAGCCCAGCUCGAACAUGUCUCUGACAUGUCUUUGCGAGAUAACUCGACAGCACCGUCUGUGGAACUUUAUGUGGCCGGAUACCCCUGCCCAUCAUUUUCCAGGCUGGGAAAACAGAAGGGCACCCAAGACAGCAGAGGGAUGAUCACCAUCCAUGGACUUGCAUUCAUAGCCAAAACUCGCCCGCUCAUGGUGGUCUUAGAGCAAGUCUCUUCCCUUUUGCAUCGCAAGCACAAGAGGAUGUGGGAGUUCAUACAGAAAACCUUGAGGCUUUUGGACUACAAGUAUGUCUACAAAACCUUGAACACAAGGCAAUUUGGAGUGCCGCAGUCACGCCCACGGGUGUAUGUGUUGGCGGUUGCCGCAGAAUGCUGUUUGCAGGAACAGUUGCAGAUGCCUGUGGAGAGAAAGCAGCACCCUGAUUUGCACACCUUCUUAGACAAGGAGAAGUCGGGAACCGAAAUCCUUUCCUUGCCCCACUAUGAGAGGCAAGCCGGCCCGAAUUUGUGGAAGAAGGGCUACGUGGUGGACAUCAAGUCUUCAGAUGCUUUCCAACAUCUGAUGAAGAACUGCUGCCCCUGCCUCACCUUCACUCGUUGCCGAGAGUUUGGCUAUUACAUUCCUAAGCUCAGACGACGCUUGAACACUUUCGAGUGCGCCCGCUUACAGGGCUUGCCAGAUGCUGUUACGCAAGCGAUGCUUGCAUGUUGUCGGGAGGAAUCCUUACCUGCAGGUACGGUGGAAGCGUCCAUUGGAGACGCCAUGAGCAUCAACGUUUUGAUGCUUGUUCUUCGCGCCGGAUUGGACGCGACAGGGUUGAGUGCCCUGGGACUGGAUCAGAUGCCCUGCCGACAGCUGUAG
Messenger RNA from Durusdinium trenchii, 1183 nucleotides. The record is from the annotation of a GenBank genome assembly. Lineage: Eukaryota; Dinophyceae; Suessiales; Symbiodiniaceae.